Messenger RNA from Dunckerocampus dactyliophorus (ringed pipefish), 1877 nucleotides. RefSeq names its product probable N-acetyltransferase 8B. The record is from RefSeq and is a predicted model, not a curated record. Bases 638 to 1378 code for a protein of 246 amino acids. Gene Ontology annotation, molecular function: N-acetyltransferase activity. The transcript is spliced from 2 exons. Lineage: Eukaryota; Metazoa; Chordata; Actinopteri; Syngnathiformes; Syngnathidae.
AAAAACAGCUGUCAUUUUAUGAGAAUAAAGUCAAAAUAUUACGAGAAACAUGUUGUACUUUAACGGGAAAAAAGUCACAAUUUAAGAGAAUAAACGCGCAAUAUUUUAGUGGCAUGUCGAGGAAAUAGUAAAGAAUUAUUUUUUUAAAAGUCAUAAAAUAUGAGGAACAGAAACAAAACAACAAAUUUACUUGGGGGGAAAAGUUACAAUAUUAUGGGACUAAAGUCAUAAUUUUACAAAAAGAAAAUUUACAAAGAUUAUUUCAGAAAAAUGUUUAAAUAUUUGGAAAAAUGGGGAAAAAAGAGCAAAGAGUGAAGCUGCUAUUAAUAACAGGCUUUUUUGCCGAUGUAUGGAUGACAAAGCUGUGAUGAAAUAUACAGUAUAUUCCUUCUUAGCAUAUCUACACGUGCUGCUUUACUAAAUAGCAAAGUGGCAAAGUUGCAACUUACGUUUGGACAGCCCUGGGCUGGCAUGACAUUCCAUCAUCCUGUGUGUGUUGGGAAACAGCUGACUCAUUUGCAUCCCCCUCUGUGAUUGGCUGAUUAUCCCUAGCUUAAGUUGGGGGGCGGGUAGGCACGGUGUGGGGAAGUUCAUAGUGCACAGAAGACAUACUGUAAGAAGGAGAAAGAAAGUGGUCAUGGCCCAGAAAAACAAGGUCCAGCUCUCCAUUCGGGAGUACCGACCCUCGGAUCAGCGCGCCGUUUCCGAGCUGUUCCGCGACGGCGUACAUGAGAACAUCUACCCGGCCUUCUUCAAGGCCAUGAGCCACCCGGACCACGUGGGUGUGGCCCUGAGCCUCUCCAUGGCGGGCUAUGUGCUCGGGGGCAGCUCCUAUUUCCAGGCGCUGCUCUUCGGGGCGGCGUGGGCGGGGCUUAUCUACUUUUGCUGCCACGAGAUCUACGCGGGCUACCUAGCCAGGAGGCUGGGCACAGACAUGGCCGACAUCCCGGCCAACUACCUGGACAACCCAGAUAACAGAUUCUGGGUGGCAGAGGCGGACGGGAGCCAGCCUUCCAGAGUGGUGGGCGUAGUCGCGGUGAUGGGGCGAAGGGGAGGGCACAGUGGCAACGGCAGCGUGGCGACGGGGAUGGCGGAGGACGGGAGCGGGGCUAGCGGUGAGCUGUCCCACGUGAUGGUGGCGUUCCCGUGGCGCCGCAGGAAGAUGGGCUCCCAGCUGACCCAGCGCGCUUUGGACUUCUGCAGAGAGCGAGGCUUCGCUCGCCUCGUCCUGGACGUCAGCUCGCCACAGGCGGGGGCUAUCUCCCUCCUGCGGAAGAUGGGCUUUGUUCAGACGGAGUUGCACGCCGUCACACACGCCAACCGCUGGAUCUCCAGCCUGGCCAGGAUCACCGUGACCCGCAUGGAGAAAGUCCUCUGAGAGACUCCGAGACCACAUCACACUUAAUUGCUGUUUUUUCCUUCAUUUAACUUCACUUCCUGUUUACGCAAAUAGUCUCCUCAGCUAUAAUUGACGCCGUGCCUCAAUGAAUGGCAGGGUCCACUUGAAGAAAUAAAUGCCAGAUCCUCAAAUAGAUGCCUCCUUUCUUCCCCUGAAGAAGACAAAUGAAGGGAUGUUUUUUUUUGUGAGGUCUAACAACAACGCAGACAGCAGACGCAUGCGGCACAUGGAAAGUUUUUUUUAUUUUAUUUAGUCUGUAAUUAUUUAGACAAUAAUUACAUUUUACGGAAAAAUAAGUUAAAAACAUUAAGAAAAAUGUCUGAAUUUUUUUUGCACAUUUCACAAAAUGUGCAAAAAAUUUUUUUUAAAAUUUAAUUUUGUUUAAAAUUUCAAGGUUUUAUUUAAAGUGAUUAAUUUUAAAAUUUUAUUUUACAAGUAUAAAAGAAAGAAAAUAUCUUUAAAACCUUUAAUUUGGGGA